GGCCGAGGCAGAUGCUGCGCUUCAUGUGAAGGAGGCGACGCGGAGGAGUGGCGGCGGCGGCGGCGUCGGGCGAGGCAGGCGAGCGACCGAGGAGCCUCGUUGUGCUCGCAGCCUCCACCAGCAGCAGCAGCAGCAGCAUGGCCGUAGCGGUGGGCAGACCUUCGAAUGAUGAUCUUCGGAACUUGUCCCUGUCAGGCCAUGUCGGUUUUGACAGUCUUCCUGAUCAGCUGGUCAACAAGUCAACCUCUCAGGGUUUCUGCUUCAACAUUCUUUGUGUUGGGGAAACUGGCAUUGGCAAAUCCACGCUAAUGGACACACUGUUCAACACCAAAUUUGAAAGCGACCCGGCCACUCACAAUGAACCUGGCGUGCGGUUGAAAGCGAGAAGUUAUGAACUUCAGGAGAGCAAUGUCCGUCUCAAGCUGACAAUAGUUGACACGGUGGGAUUUGGAGACCAGAUCAACAAAGAUGACAGCUACAAGCCCAUUGUGGAGUACAUAGAUGCCCAGUUUGAAGCCUACCUGCAGGAAGAGCUGAAGAUCAAGCGCUCACUGUUUAAUUAUCAUGACACCAGGGUCCACGCCUGCUUGUAUUUCAUCGCACCUACUGGACACUCGCUGAAAUCUCUCGAUCUGGUCACCAUGAAAAAGCUCGAUAGUAAGGUGAACAUUAUCCCCAUCAUAGCCAAAGCGGACACGAUUGCCAAAAACGAGCUGCAUAAAUUCAAGAGCAAGAUCAUGAGCGAGCUGGUUAGCAACGGAGUCCAGAUCUAUCAGUUCCCGACAGACGAAGAGACGGUGGCUGAGAUCAAUGCAACGAUGAGUGUCCACCUCCCGUUUGCGGUUGUUGGUAGCACCGAAGAAGUGAAGAUCGGCAACAAGAUGGCCAAGGCCAGGCAGUACCCCUGGGGAGUCGUGCAGGUCGAAAAUGAAAACCAUUGCGACUUUGUGAAGUUGCGUGAAAUGCUGAUUCGAGUAAACAUGGAGGACUUGAGAGAACAGACUCACAGCCGGCACUACGAGCUCUAUCGCCGCUGCAAGCUAGAAGAGAUGGGGUUCAAAGACACUGACCCUGACAGCAAACCGUUCAGUCUUCAAGAGACCUAUGAAGCGAAGAGGAAUGAAUUCUUGGGUGAGCUCCAGAAGAAGGAAGAAGAAAUGAGGCAGAUGUUUGUCAUGCGAGUGAAGGAGAAAGAAGCUGAGCUGAAAGAAGCAGAAAAGGAUCUUCAUGAGAAGUUUGACCACCUAAAGCGGACUCACCAAGAUGAGAAGAAGAAGGUAGAAGACAAGAAGAAGGAGCUGGAAGAGGAGCUGAACAACUUCCAGAAGAAGAAAGUAGCAGCACAGCUACAGUCACAGGGUCAGCAGGCUGGUUCUCAGCAAACCAAGAAAGACAAGGACAAGAAAAAUUCAAGCUUCACAUAAAGCCUGCCAAGUCAAAGGACGUUCCUGCAUUCACCUGCUUUUGCAGUAAUGUGUUUCAGCCAUCUUAUUGGUUUCCGCCCCCCCCCCAAGCACAAAUUCAUCUUAUUAACCCCAUUAUAACUCGGUGGGUGGACAGAGCAGAGGGCACUGGGAUAUUCCUGUCUUGGUUUCUCAGGGGAACAGAAAUGGCAGAGUUCUUUGAAAUUGGAGCAAGGUUUAGACUGUAAGCAUUUAAACUUGGGUCUUGUUCACACAUUACAAAUUGGAGUCAUGGUGGCCACAUUAUGAUCUACAAUGGGCCACAAUCCAGAUAGCUCUUUGAGAUGUAUAAGCAGAAAUUCUCAUGUCCAGGGGGAUGUCUGGAUUUUUCUCUUUUUAUGGCAGGCUUCCACCCUACCUUUGCCACAGUGCACUGGGAAAUGAGGACACCAUCCAGCCCAUAUUUAUCCCUUUUAAAGUCCUGGCAACUUUUAAUUGGAGAGAGAAGCACAUGCCCAAAUUCUUCUCUCCUUGAAAUCUGUGGGGCUGCCCUUAAAAGUGCCUGGAUCUUGCCCUGACGUCCUUUGAAAGUAUGUUUACUGCGUCGUGCAGAAGGGCUGUUUUUUAAGUGGAAAGGUGUUUUCAGAGUCCCACUGCCUGUGUGGAUUGCUGAGUGAUUUUGUGGAUUAGGGCCAUGAUGUUUAAAAACAUCACAUCCCUUGUACAGCGGGUAGGGACUGUAGCCACAAAUAACCAUGACUAGGAAUUCAAAUCAUGUACACUCCAUUCCAUUCAUACUGCACCAGUUUACUGCGUAUAGCUUUUCAUACCAGACAAGAACCUAUCACCAUUUUCUCUAGCUUGAAGUAAGAGAGGUAGUUCUCCUGCCUCUCCAGGAUUGCAUGGUUCUGUGAAGAACUGCCCUGCUCCCCUACCCGGUUCUCUUUGUGACAGUGCACAAAGGCAUUGUCAAGAUCUGGCAGAGAAGUGUAAGGCUUCUCUGGAGAUAUCCACAGUUAUCUCUCUCACAAACACAAACUUAGUGUAGCUUUAAAACAAAAAACCCUGGAUCAGACUGUUAUUCAAUUUGGGUUGCCAGAUCCCAGCCCAGAGACACACCCACCAAGAGCCAGUGCCGCCAUCUUGGUUCUCUCUUGGGGCAAGCCACCCAGUGAGAGGCAGAGUGCACUGCCUCUUAACUUGCACCCCAGAAUCCCUUCUGAUGGCGCAAAGGCUUCUGGUGUGUUCUCUUUGUGCAUAUUGCUCCACAGUGCUUCAUUGCUACCAGCCAUGCCCCCCCCACAACCAUUCUCAAACCAUUGUUAGGCCCUCUUAAGCAAGUCUGCAUGAAGGCUCUUGAGUUGUAGCCAGCUGUGUUUGCUCUCAGAGGGUUGGAGUGCACUAUCCCUCUACCUGGAAGUAACAACCUACACCAGGGAUUCUCAAACAAGGGUCUCCAGGUGUUGUUGAACUAAGCUCCUGCCCUCCCUAGUCCGAAAGGCCAUUGUGGCUGGGGAGGGUGAGAGUUGUAGUAUGGCGGCAUCUGGGGAUUCACGUUGGAGAACUCUUGACCUAAGCAAUGCUGUGCAAAUAUCUCUGGAGCAAAUGACUAAAGCCAUCAGUUCUCCACAGGCUUGGGUUUCUUCUAAAACCAACUUCUAAUUUUCUCAAAAGCCCAUUGCCAAAGUGUCUUUGCAUGUGAUUAACUGACCCUGCAUGGUUUUCCACUUGCACGACAACAUUUUUGCAUUUUCCUGGAUGCCAUCACUUUGUUCUACACCCUAGUAGGCUUGCUUUCUCUUUAACAAGUAGAUGUGUAACUUAACAAACACUCAGCAUGUGCCUGUACCAGACUUGCAAAUUCUUGAUGGAUGGAAGAUUUUACCUCUUAGCCGUCUUGAUGUAAAGAAGCUGCAGGAGCACCAGAAAGGAAAGACCUUGCCAGAAUGUAAAUGUGCCCUCCAAAAUCCAGGAAUUACCGAAGGAUUAAGGGAUCCACUUAUUCUGAAAGAGAGAAGUGAAAUCCAUUCUCAGGGCUCAGCUUUAGGAAUGACAAAGACCGUUUUCAUUGUAUCUUGUCAAAUGAUCUACAAUGGGCAGGAUCUGGGCUGCGUAUCCUCCUAAGUGUGUGCAGGAAGCAAUAGGAACUUGGUGUUGAAAUCCAGCUUUCUUUUGUCUGUUCCUGGAGCUGCAUCGUAACUCCAAACAGAGUUGAGGUGCUGAUGUGGGAAGCGGGCAUGACAUCACCCUUCCCCCGUGAUUUCCUGUUCUGACAUUACCAGGAUGCAGUGAAGUGGAGCCAUGGUGGUGUGGCAAACAUGAUGCUCCUAAAACACAAGAACCAGCAUCCAGGCUCCAUCCUGUUUGCCCAGCCAUGGUUAAGCAUAAAUCGGUGGUGGAGCGUGGAUUGCUGCUACAAGCACUGGAUCAGGCCAGGCAACUCAAACAAGCAGGGCAUGGAAUAGACCAAACUGAAUUAUGGACUCAGAUCCCAGGUUGCCUGCCUGAGAGCUCCUUCACACCGUUUUAUGUGUACACCUAAACACGGCAUGUGUGAAGUUGAUAAAUGAGUGUUGGGUGGCAUGCACACUGUACAGGAACCAUUGGAUAACUUGGAUGGGUGUAGCCCCCCCCACCCCAGUUGAGUAUGUACUUGGAAACCAACCUGGGUGUGUUGCUCUGCAGUGUGAGAAACAGCCUUUCAAAGGCCCUCAGGGUCUGAAACAAGUAAAAACUGGGUGUGGUGGGAAUAUGUGCCAGGCUUCAGCCACAAUGACUGAAUGUGCCUAGCAUCUCUUCCUGGGAGGCGGCCAUGGACCAUCAUGGGCCAUUCAGCGCUGAACUUCCCCAUGGAGGCACGAGGGGCCAAAAGUGAUGGAGUGCAGAGGCAGUGUCAGUAGCCCAGUAACAUCUGGCGACCCAAGUUUGAGAACCCCUGGAUUGCACCAAGCGGACGAUGUAUGGAGAGUAGAUAUUCCUGUUUUGUUGGGUUGCAGGAUCAUCCAGCCUGCCAUAUGAAUAAUUAAGGUGGCAACAAAUUUAUUGCCCGUUCAAUUUUGUGUGGCAGGCGAAGGCCACGCCCAGAGUGCUGGCAGAAAGAGUGUGUCUAGCAACUAGGGACUGUUUUAAAAAUCUGGUUACUGGCCUGACUUCUUUUGGCUUGGCAUCCUUCACAUCCAGAGAACCAUGGGCAUUGUAGCUGGGCGGAAGGGAUGGGGAUUUCUUAGCACCCUUGGAAAAGUAGAUUUCCCAGGUUUCUCGGGGGAUAGGGUGCCCUGGAGGUUAAGCCAGACUGCUUGCGCUUGUAGUGCAAUUGUAGGAUGGUGAGCAGAAGAGACCUUAGCAUGACUUUUAACAGCGAUUUCCCCCCCACAUGGCAUUUGCCAGCCAAGAUGGACAUGCAGAAGAAGCCUCACCUAUUCCUGGCCUCUUUUAAGCACUGUGGAACUGAUUACAGGGCUUAAUUGUGUAUAUUUCUCUGUGCUGUUCCUUCCUGGACAGAAUCUUUCCCUUUCUGAUACAUUCCAAGAGGUGGCGACCUAUGCUUACUCCUUGACUCCCGGAUCGCUCUCUCUCCUGCUGAUGUUGGGCCAACUUUCCCCUCGGCUGCUGGUUAGGUAGUCUCCUGUUUCUUACCUUUUGACAGCACUCUUUGAAAUGACAUGCAUCUCCACCUGCCUGUCCUUCACACUCCUACCUUGCUUGCUCCUCUCAACUCACUGAGGCAGAUUUUUCUUUUUCCUUCCCAUGCUCUUAACUGCACCAGCUUUCGCCCAAAGGCCAGGUGGUGAGGGUUUUGGCCCUCCGGGUUGCCUCACCGUUAUUCUUAGGGAGAGGACAGGAUGGGUGGAACCUAAAUAGCAGCAAAGCAGCAGAUGUCAGAUUGGCUGACAUCCUGACUGACAAAGUGCUUGUGUAACAAACCAAGUUGUGCUAGCGCAAGAAGACUACAUUGUUGCGCUAGGAAGGGGUUUGCAGAAUUGCACUCUUCCAUUAUGAUGCUCUGGUGCAAAAGUUCCCUGCAAAACCUGCAAGACGUGUCACAGUUUGCACACCAAUUGCACAAAGGUAAGCAUGCUUGUGUUAGCACAACACCAGCCUGGAAUGCAAGCUCGAGGCUUCGUAGAACUUGCCAGUGCAAUAUUCCUUGUGCACUAUUGUGCACUAUUGCGCAAUAUUGUGGAUUGGUCAUCAGGUCAGCCAGUGUUAGCUUUGUGAUCAGCCACACUGUAUUGCACGUGCCACAGCUGAUGAAGGGGGGCACCGCCAAAGCCAGGCAAAUAAAAAGCAGCCAUCCACACAGCUCACGUUGAACUCCCUUGAACUUGAAUCGAAGGAGCCAGUUUCCAAACCAUGCGCUGCUGCCACCAAUCGUGCAAAUCUGUGCUCAAGUUUUCCGAAGCUUGAAUGCGGUGGUGUGCUUGUGUGGUGUGCUUGCCCCAGCCGUGUCUGUGCGUGUCCUCCUUGGAACUGGCUUUUGUGACUGUUUAAGUUGUUAACUGGAUUCGUUUCUCUCGCUUAGUUUAGGGAACUCUCCUGGGAGAUGUCCAAGGGGGCUUUCCAAGUUAUGCCCAUUCGACUGGGGAUGUGGGAUAGAUACGGGCAACUAGCAGAUGUUAACUUUCCACAGCAUGCCUGUGACUACUUGGCAAGCUGGUCAGAUGCAACAUCUUGUCAUGCAGCCAGGAGAAGUUGGCUGUACAUCAGACUCUGCCUGGUCAGAAAUCCAGGGAAACAGGAGGGUGGUGACAUUCUCCUCCCUGCUCGAUCAGCCGGCAGUCCAGAUGACCAGCUUACCAAAUCCUCUCACCCUUGCAAAUGAUCCCACAAAAGUUACCAAUCCUACCUGCCCCCAAACUUGCUAGCCUCCCUGCUUAUGCCAAGCAUCGGUGGCACCUGUGUGCAUCCAGGGACAGGUUUGCAGGUUUAACCACAGCAGGAACUGGGAGGUAGUUCAAAAUAUGGUUGUCAGCUCUGGGGACUGCUGGCGGGGAGGCAGAAAGGGAAGGCAGAAUCCAGCUGCAUCAAUACAGCCCUGUCCCCAGCUGUUCUGUUGUCUGCCGCCAAGGUCUCGAUGUCGCUACGUAUCUGCAGUGCAAACCUCUUUGCCCAAUGCAGUCUAUGUCUUAUGUUGUUUUCUCUUUUUAAAAAUUAUUUGUUCUUCCUAGCACAUUAAUCUCGAGAUACUCGGAAUGAUUUUCAAUCUCACACACACACAUACCCCCAUUAUCCUAUCCCACCCAACAAACACCGAAAAACAUAAUUCAGUUCCUGGCAGGACGGCAUUUGCUGACGUAUGACCAGAUCCGAUUCUCCUUUUAAGAGGAGAGUUCUGCCUGGUUAGUUGCCCCAGGAUGGGGAUACGUGCUUGAAAACAUGUCCCAUUUGAAGCAGUCCAAUACAGAUCAGUGCCCGUUUGCACGUGCAGUUCCGGAUCCAGCAAAUGAUACGUGCUUGGAAGCCUGCCUACAUGCAUAGUUGCCCUUCAUUGGAUGGGGCACAGAUCGCCCCCGAGCCAGGAUCUUGCCCUGCUUUAGCAACUCCUGGGACCCUGUUUAGCUUGCUUACUACUGCACUUGCUUUUCCUUUCUGUAUCUAUGCCUUUCUUCACAGUAAUCCUUGGCUCUGCACGGAAUAAUGUCCCUCUUCAAAGCUUUUUGGAUGUGCUUUCACCUUUGCAUGUAAGUAUAGCUGCAAGAAAACAUUUGGGCCCCCUUUUGGAAUGAGCGGAGAGGGCUGCUUUGCAGAUGGGUGUGCUUGCGAUGAGACAACGGCUCAAAGGAGUUUUCCGACAAUUCUGAUUAAAUGGGAGUUGGCCAGUGUAGGCCAAAGGGACGAACUACCACAUCGUAGCCACACUGGCCCCAAUCCAACAACAGUUAGGCACAUUUAGUUCUGACUCGUCUCAGUGAUUUCAAAAGGCAGCUAACUGUCGCUUUCUGUGAGGAGCGAAGCCCAGCUAGCUUUCUCUGAAUCAGAGCCACUCACUCUUAUGGUGGCCCUGUCCUUUUCAGUCUCCAUGAAGCGUGCUUAAAACGGCAGGCUGGCCCUGGAUUUUAAAUGCCCUUAUUUUGAUCUGAAUUGCAGCUUGAUCCCUAUACAUGUUUAGCUAGUAGUUCUGAGUGCAGUGGGAUUUACUUCCGAGUAACUGUACAUAAUGUUGUAGCCUAAGGCUGCAAUCCCUAAACAUGCUGUCUGGGAAGGACUUUUGACCUAGUUUGGUUUUUCAAGUGGCUCCAAAUGUGCAGUAUUUAGAUGUUAAACAUCCUAUUCUUAUUGAUACCUAUAUAAAAUCACAGCUUCAAGACACAAACUGUUGUAAUAUACUUGUUUAGUUGUUUGAUGGUUGUAUUUUAUAUAUGUUUUAAUGAAUUGGUAAUUGGACAGAACAGUUGAGAAAUUAUUUUUUUUAAAGCAGCCUUUCUAGGUCAACUACCCAGAAAAAUAUCAACUAUUUUUGAACCUAACUAGUAGAGGAAUGACUUUCAGCACUAGACAGACCACAUUUUGUAGAAUUCCCACUCUGGUGCUCUGCUCUGUACACACUCUCUCUUCCUUUCCCCAUUUACAGGCCUUACAUUUGGCUCCAGUUUUGAUUUGUUUUUGCCCUUUAAAGAGCCCUACUGCCCCUCAUUGGGUUUCCAAAGUUCCAGCUGCCCCCUGAGGACACCCAGAGGGAAUAUUCUAAGUGGGUGGGAAGCAACUUGGAUGAAUACAUAUCCAGUGUUCUGAAAACAGUUGCCUCCCAACGCAGCCAAAGCAUGCUCAAACCACUUCUACCACCCUUAGAAUGUUGUCUGUAUUCCUGUGAACUCUGGGAGUUGUCCUCGCCAAAUGGUUCUCUUCAGGCAAAGGCCAAAGGAGGAUGGAAGUUGUAGUCCAACAACAUCUGGGGACUCAAAUGUGAGAGCCCCAACAAUACGUGGAUGUAUUUUUUAUGUUUGACAGCCACACACAUAAAUGAAGUAUAGCAAUAGACGCCACUGAGAGUCCUGAUUAUGGCUGGCCCCACGUUUCAGGGGCCCCUCGGCAUACUGCCUCCUGUGGGUCCCUUCCGGCUUAAGUGGGCCUCGAAUGAGCUGCUCGGCUGCCACCACGCAAAGGCUAGGGGCACAGAGGUGGUGUCAGGGGUCAGCACUGCCCAUUGAGACUGUCUGUGGAUGCCAGCCUUGCUGUCCGGUAUCCCAAUCCAGUGAGUUGCUGGGAGUUGCAGGCACUCCAGUGUAUGCACCAAACUCCCCCCUUGAAGGAGCUGCCCUAUUGAUUGGAAAGGGCACCUCUUUGUAUACGUUACUUUAGAGGUGCCCUCUCUGCGAAAAGGCAUGGGGGGAGACCCAUGUGGGCAGGAGUAUCACCAGCACGUAAAGAUUCCCAUGGGACUCUUCAGGGGGCUGUGAGGGUCUUCAGUGAGGCUCAAAUUGUAUAUCCAAGGCCUUUGUCUCAAUUGGUUGGUGGGUCCAUUUGCAGGUGUCUUGUUUUGUGACCGUGACACAAAUUCACACCCCAUUUGGGUGCACUCCUCAUAUCUGUCCCCCGGAGUUGUAUUUUGAUGACUUGCCAUCCUGUGAAGUUAAACUGUUCUCUCUUGCCACAUCUUUGCAUCAAAUGGGGGAGGAAAAACCACAGUUGCAUUUAGAAUAAUAGAAAUAAUAUCUAUACCUGUCUAGCUGGAGCUGGGCAGUGCAGUCUUGAAGCAUAUAUAUGAAGGGUUCUGUUUUGAUUUGGUUUGUUUUUUUCAAUUAAUUGAAAAUAAAACUGUGAACAGCCAUAGGAACAUGUGGUUUGUAUACUUCUGUUUUGUGGGUUUCAUUUUUUAAAAAAAAAAAUGUUUGCUGAUUGCCUUAAAACUUUCUAGGUGUAGCUACUUCUAUUACCUUCCUGUUUUGAAAGUAUCCUCUGUUUUUACCAGAAUGACUUUGUAACCGAUUUAACAGUGUUAAUACAGCAUUAUAAAUGUUAUGUAUCUCUC
Messenger RNA from Hemicordylus capensis (graceful crag lizard), 9372 nucleotides. RefSeq names its product septin 11 (gene SEPTIN11). Gene Ontology annotation, biological process: cytoskeleton-dependent cytokinesis. The coding region runs from base 138 to 1424 and encodes 428 amino acids. The record is from RefSeq and is a predicted model, not a curated record. NCBI's taxonomy places the organism in Eukaryota, Metazoa, Chordata, Lepidosauria, Squamata, Cordylidae. The transcript has 10 exons. Gene Ontology annotation, cellular component: septin ring; microtubule cytoskeleton; cell division site. Gene Ontology annotation, molecular function: molecular adaptor activity; GTPase activity; GTP binding.